AUGAUGACCGAUACUCAGGAUGGCCCUAGUGAGAGCUCCCAGAUCAUGAGGUCCCUCACUCCCCUGAUCAAUGGGGAGGAGACAUUUGGGGAGGCUGGGGAGGCGGGGCUGUGGCCCAGCAUCACCCACAUUCCUGAUUCACAGGAAGAAGGCCUGAACGACGUACAGGAGAUGAUCAAAACGGAGAAGUCCUACCCUGAGCGUCGCCUGCGAGGCGUCCUGGAGGAGCUGAGCUGUGGCUGCUGCCACUUCCUCUCCCUGGCUGACAAGGACCAGGGCCACUCAUCCCGCACCAGGCUUGACCGGGAGCGCCUCAAGUCCUGCAUGAGGGAGCUGGAAAGCAUGGGGCAGCAGGCCAGGAUGCUGCGGGCCCAGGUGAAGCGGCACACGGUGCGGGACAAGCUGAGGCUGUGCCAGAACUUCCUGCAGAAGCUGCGCUUCCUGGCGGACGAGCCCCAGCACAGUAUUCCCGACAUCUUCAUCUGGAUGAUGAGCAACAACAAGCGUGUCGCCUAUGCCCGUGUGCCCUCCAAGGACCUGCUCUUCUCCAUCGUGGAGGAGGAGACUGGCAAGGACUGCGCCAAGGUCAAGACGCUCUUCCUCAAGUUGCCAGGGAAGCGGGGCUUCGGCUCGGCAGGCUGGACAGUGCAGGCCAAGGUGGAGCUCUACCUGUGGCUGAGCCUCAGCAAACAGCGCAAGGAGUUCCUGUGCGGCCUGCCCUGUGGCUUCGAGGAGGUCAAGGCGGCCCAGGGCCUGGGUCUGCAUGCCUUCCCGCCCGUCAGCCUGGUCUACACCAAGAAGCAGGCGUUCCAGCUCCGAGCCCACAUGUACCAGGCCCGCAGCCUCUUUGCCGCAGACAGCAGCGGACUCUCAGACCCCUUCGCUCGGGUCUUCUUCAUCAAUCAGAGUCAGUGCACAGAGGUGCUGAAUGAGACCCUGUGUCCCACCUGGGACCAGAUGCUGGUGUUCGACAACCUAGAGCUCUAUGGUGAAGCUCAUGAGCUGAGGGAUGAUCCGCCCAUCAUUGUCAUCGAAAUCUACGACCAGGAUUCCAUGGGUAAAGCUGACUUCAUGGGCCGGACCUUCGCCAAACCCCUGGUGAAGAUGGCAGACGAGGUGUACUGCCCACCCCGCUUCCCGCCCCAGCUCGAGUACUACCAGAUCUACCGUGGCAACGCCACAGCUGGAGACCUGCUGGCGGCCUUCGAGCUGCUGCAGAUUGGACCAGCAGGGAAGGCUGACCUGCCCCCCAUCAAUGGCCCGGUGGACGUGGACCGAGGUCCCAUCAUGCCUGUGCCUGUGGGCAUCCGGCCCGUGCUCAGCAAGUACCGAGUGGAGGUGCUGUUCUGGGGCCUACGGGACCUAAAGCGGGUGAACCUGGCCCAGGUGGACCGGCCACGGGUGGACAUCGAGUGUGCAGGGAAGGGGGUGCAGUCGUCCCUGAUCCACAAUUAUAAGAAGAACCCCAACUUCAACACCCUCGUCAAGUGGUUUGAAGUGGACCUCCCAGAGAACGAGCUGCUGCACCCGCCCUUGAACAUCCGUGUGGUGGACUGUCGGGCCUUCGGUCGCUACACACUGGUGGGCUCCCAUGCCGUCAGCUCUCUGCGACGCUUCAUCUACCGGCCCCCAGACCGCUCGGCCCCCAGCUGGAACACCACGGUUAGGCUUCUCCGGCGCUGCCGUGUGCUGUGCAAUGGGGGCUCCUCCUCUCACUCCACAGGGGAGGUUGUGGUGACUAUGGAGCCAGAGGUACCCAUCAAGAAACUGGAGACCAUGGUGAAGCUGGACGCGACUUCUGAAGCUGUUGUCAAGGUGGAUGUGGCUGAGGAGGAGAAGGAGAAGAAGAAGAAGAAGAAGAAGGGCACUGCGGAGGAGCUGGAGGAGGAGGAGCCAGAUGAGAGCAUGCUGGAUUGGUGGUCCAAGUACUUUGCCUCCAUUGACACCAUGAAGGAGCAACUUCGACAACAAGAGCCCUCUGGAACUGACUUGGAGGAGAAGGAGGAAGUGGACAAUACCGAGGGCCUGAAGGGGUCAAUGAAGGGCAAGGAGAAGGCAAGGGCUGCCAAAGAGGAGAAGAAGAAGAAAACCCAGAGCUCUGGCUCUGGCCAGGGGUCCGAGGCCCCCGAGAAGAAGAAACCCAAGAUUGAUGAGCUUAAGGUGUACCCCAAAGAGCUGGAGUCCGAGUUUGAUAACUUUGAGGACUGGCUGCACACUUUCAACCUGCUUCGGGGCAAGACCGGGGAUGACGAGGAUGGCUCCACUGAGGAGGAGCGCAUUGUGGGACGCUUCAAGGGCUCCCUCUGCGUGUACAAAGUGCCACUCCCAGAGGACGUGUCCCGGGAAGCCGGCUACGACUCCACCUAUGGCAUGUUCCAGGGCAUCCCAAGCAAUGACCCCAUCAAUGUGCUGGUCCGAGUCUAUGUGGUCCGGGCCACGGACCUGCACCCUGCCGACAUCAACGGCAAAGCUGACCCCUACAUCGCCAUCCGGCUAGGCAAGACUGACAUCCGUGACAAGGAGAAUUACAUCUCCAAGCAGCUCAACCCAGUCUUCGGGAAGUCCUUUGACAUUGAGGCCUCCUUCCCCAUGGAAUCCAUGCUGACGGUGGCUGUGUAUGACUGGGACCUGGUGGGCACUGAUGACCUCAUUGGGGAAACCAAGAUCGACCUGGAGAACCGCUUCUACAGCAAGCACCGUGCCACCUGCGGCAUCGCCCAGACCUACUCCACACACGGCUACAAUAUCUGGCGGGACCCCAUGAAGCCCAGCCAGAUCCUGACCAGCCUCUGCAAAGAUGGCAAAGUGGAUGGCCCCCACUUUGGGCCCCCUGGGAGAGUGAAGGUGGCCAACCGCGUCUUCACUGGGCCCUCUGAGAUUGAGGACGAGAACGGUCAGAGGAAGCCCACAGACGAGCACGUGGCGCUGUCAGCCCUGAGGCACUGGGAGGACAUCCCCCGCGCGGGCUGCCGCCUGGUGCCAGAGCACGUGGAGACGAGGCCGCUGCUCAACCCCGACAAGCCAGGCAUCGAGCAGGGCCGCCUGGAGCUGUGGGUGGACAUGUUCCCCAUGGACAUGCCAGCCCCUGGGACGCCUCUGGACAUCUCCCCUCGGAAGCCCAAGAAGUACGAGCUGCGGGUCAUCAUCUGGAACACGGAUGAGGUGGUCUUGGAGGACGACGACUUCUUCACAGGGGAGAAGUCCAGUGACAUCUUCGUGAGGGGGUGGCUGAAGGGCCAGCAGGAGGACAAGCAGGACACAGACGUCCACUACCACUCCCUCACUGGUGAGGGCAACUUCAACUGGCGCUACCUGUUCCCCUUCGACUACCUGGCGGCGGAGGAGAAGAUCGUCAUCUCCAAGAAGGAGUCCAUGUUCUCCUGGGACGAGACCGAGUACAAGAUCCCCGCGCGGCUCACCCUGCAGAUCUGGGAUGCGGACCACUUCUCCGCUGACGACUUCCUGGGGGCCAUCGAGCUGGACCUGAACCGGUUCCCACGGGGCGCAAAGACAGCCAAGCAGUGCACCAUGGAGAUGGCCACCGAGGAGGUGGACGUGCCCCUCAUGUCCAUCUUCAAGCAAAAGCGCGUCAAAGGCUGGUGGCCCCUCCUGGCUCGCAAUGAGAACGAUGAGUUUGAGCUCACGGGCAAGGUGGAGGCUGAGCUGCAUUUACUGACAGCGGAGGAGGCAGAGAAGAACCCAGUGGGCCUGGCCCGCAACGAACCUGACCCCCUAGAGAAACCCAACCGGCCCGACACGAGCUUCAUCUGGUUCCUGAACCCUCUCAAGUCGGCUCGCUACUUCUUGUGGCACACGUAUCGCUGGCUGCUCCUCAAACUGCUGCUGCUCCUGCUGCUGCUUCUCCUCCUCGCCCUGUUCCUCUACUCUGUGCCUGGCUACCUGGUCAAGAAGAUCCUUGGGGCCUGAGCCCAGCGGCCUCCUGGCCGGCCUGACACGGCCUUCGUCUGGUUCCUCAACCCUCUCAAGUCCAUCAAGUACCUCAUCUGCACCCGGUACAAGUGGCUCAUCAUCAAGAUCGUGCUGGCGCUGUUGGGGCUGCUCAUGUUGGGGCUCUUCCUCUACAGCCUCCCUGGCUACAUGGUCAAAAAGCUCCUUGGGGCAUGAAGGCCGCCAGCUCCCGCCAGCCGCUCCCCAGCCCUGCC
Messenger RNA from Nomascus leucogenys (northern white-cheeked gibbon), 4163 nucleotides. RefSeq names its product otoferlin (gene OTOF). Gene Ontology annotation, molecular function: calcium ion binding; AP-2 adaptor complex binding. The record is from RefSeq and is a predicted model, not a curated record. Gene Ontology annotation, cellular component: presynaptic active zone membrane; synaptic vesicle membrane. The coding region runs from base 1 to 3927 and encodes 1308 amino acids. The transcript is spliced from 29 exons. Lineage: Eukaryota; Metazoa; Chordata; Mammalia; Primates; Hylobatidae. Gene Ontology annotation, biological process: plasma membrane organization; synaptic vesicle priming.